GCCCAGAGGGAAGGGGCUUGCCCGGCUACGCUCCGUCGCAGCACCGCCCCCUUGUGGGACGCUAUAAACAGCUGCAAGGGAAACCCGGCUGGCUUUUGCGGGGCGCGCGCUUGUCGCACUUGUGGCGGAGUUGGUGGGGAGACCUGGGAGAAAGAGCUUCCGAAGCAGCUGCAUCUCUUUUGCAGACUCAAAAUGCCAAACUGGGGAGGUGGCAACAAGUGUGGGGCCUGUGGCAGAACAGUGUACCAUGCAGAAGAAGUUCAGUGUGAUGGGAGAAGCUUCCACAGAUGCUGCUUUCUUUGUAUGGUCUGCCGGAAAAACUUAGACAGCACAACAGUAGCCAUCCAUGACGAAGAGGUCUACUGCAAAUCAUGCUAUGGAAAGAAGUAUGGUCCAAAAGGCUAUGGCUAUGGCCAAGGAGCAGGCACUCUUAAUAUGGACAGAGGGGAGAGGCUGGGCAUCAAGCAUGACAACGCACCUUCUCACCGACCUACAACAAGUCCAAAUACUUCAAAGUUUGCCCAAAAAUUUGGAGGAGCAGAGAAAUGUUCCAGGUGUGGUGAUUCUGUGUAUGCAGCCGAGAAAGUAAUAGGAGCUGGAAAGCCUUGGCACAAAAACUGCUUUCGCUGUGCCAAGUGUGGGAAAAGUCUUGAAUCAACAACUCUGACAGAGAAGGACGGUGAAAUCUAUUGCAAAGGUUGUUAUGCGAAGAACUUUGGCCCCAAAGGAUUUGGCUAUGGGCAGGGAGCUGGUGCUCUGGUUCACGCUCAAUGAUUCGUUAGUGCCAUUGCACUGAAAUGGUUCUAUAGUUACAACUUAAAUGCCACUAAUUACUGUGAAACUGAUAACUAGUGUCCUAUGCCGUUGCUUGUCUUAAAGUAUUGCAUUUUCUCAAGCCUUAAAAGCACACUUUUUACAUGCACUGUCAAUUGGGUUCAGUAAAUCUUUUUUGCUUAGAAGAUUAGUGUGUUGAAAGGCCCCCUGGAGAAAAUUGUUCUGUUUCUACUGCCUACAGAUCUGCAUCUAUAUAUUGCUUUGCCUGCAACAUUUAAAGCAUGGUAUGAGUUGCUUGCUGCCUAAACAAGCACUUCAUCAGGUAAUGGGAAGACUGGGAGUAAAAAGCAUGUUAAUCCAUUAUAGCCAAGUCUGUCAUUGUAGAUUUGCAGUAGCUCUGCUCAGGCAUUAACCUUCCCAAUUAUGCUCACUGUUCUUGCCUAC
Molecule: messenger RNA, 1218 nt
Organism: Podarcis raffonei (Aeolian wall lizard)
Lineage: Eukaryota; Metazoa; Chordata; Lepidosauria; Squamata; Lacertidae
Gene: CSRP2
Product: cysteine and glycine rich protein 2
Exons: 6
Coding region: 193-774 (193 amino acids)
Biological process (GO): muscle tissue development; sarcomere organization
Cellular component (GO): Z disc; cytoplasm; nucleus
Molecular function (GO): actinin binding; structural constituent of muscle
Source: RefSeq, a predicted model, not a curated record